CAGCCCUAGUCCAAUCCAACUACCCAAAGAACUGUCGCCUUAACGGCGUCAUAUAUUUCCAUUUUUCCUUCCUUUUAUUUAUAUUUUGCUAAUAAAUUUUAGAUGGAUAAUGAUAAUUAUGGUUUAAGGGUCGUUAAGGCGUCAUCGUAUCCAGGAAAUGGUACGUGUGUAUGGUGGCGCAGACCAAACCGAUUCCUCAAACCUCUCCGGGCGAAGGAGGAAUAACGAAAACAAGAGUUUAUUGUUAAAAGGAGGAAUAGCAAAGCAGUUUUCUUAUCAAAGUGGAGGAAUAGAUCAUUUCCAUCAGGAGGGCUUAUGGAAAGUGGAGGGAAGCAGAGAUCUGACGUGUCGUAUGCCCUUUACCACUUCUCCACCAGUGGUGCAGCGGUUGCUGUUGCCACCGCCGUCACCCAUCCUCUAGAUGUUCUCAAAGUUAGACUUCAGAUGCAGCUUGCCGGCCAAAGAGGAAAUUUGGUUGGGAUGGGAGAACUUUCUGCACAAAUAAUAAAAAGUGAAGGGCCUCGAGCACUAUAUUUGGGCCUUGGACCUGCAUUGACUAGGUCUGUCCUUUACGGAGGUCUUCGGUUAGGCUUAUAUGAGCCUUGCAAAUAUAUUUGUGACUACAUGUUUGGGUCAACUAAUUUCCUUGUAAAGGUUGCAUCUGGAGCAUUUUCUGGUGCGAUAGCAACUUCCUUGACCAAUCCAACGGAAGUUUUAAAGGUGAGGUUGCAAAUGAACUCAAACGCCAGAAGGGGCCCUAUUAGAGAGAUGCAUAAAAUCGUGUCAAAGGAGGGCAUAAGAGCACUUUGGAAGGGUGUUGGCCCAGCAAUGGCCAGAGCUGGUUGUUUGACUGCAUCACAGAUGGCAACAUAUGAUGAAUCCAAGGAGAUAACUUCAUUUACUUUUCUCCGAUUCAGGCCUUGCUCAAAUGGACACCCCUUGAAGAAGCUCAAGUUGCAUAGCUGGAACAGUCGGAAGCCUUGUAACAGCACCAAUGGACAUGAUCAAAACCCGCCUUAUGUUGCAACAAGAAUCCAGGAGUGUCAGAAGUUACAGAAAUGGAUUCCAUUGUGCUUACCAGGUUGUGUUUACAGAGGGCUUCAGAGCACUUUAUAAAGGAGACAGGCCUAAGUCCUAUGUGCAAAAACUGGCCUAACUGUUUGCAAGACUACUUGUAAAGUGGCUGCGUGAGGACUAAUCAUCUGAUGCCAGUUAAUGAAAGAACUGGGUGUGAAGUUCCCCUGCAUUGGUUUAUUCAGCUGCAAAGAGGCAAAAAAUGGUCACCCAUUUGGCAUUUGAUGCCAUCUGGAACUUUGAGAUUCAUGGUGAAGCAUGAUUUUUAUUUAUAUGAACCCAAUGGCAGAACCAUUAAAUAUUGUCUUUCAGAAAUGUAAGUACUAUUUUCUGUGGAUCAGUAGCGGUAAAAGCUUACUCUUUGCACUUCAUGGCAGAGCUUAUCCUUACCCAACCUAAGCUAGUUAAUCCUUUUGCCGCCUUAAUUUAUUCAUAAGCCAUGCAUUGUCUACUUUCUUUUGAGCUUUCAUUUAUCCUUGAUGGGCACGAAAACAUGCAUUCUGUUAUAUACGAUCAGCAAAUAUUGCUGCCCGAAUGCUCUAUGUUUAAGAAAUCUCUAAAGAAACUGUUGCUUGAAUAAAUUUGUCUUCCAGGAACAUAUGACAUUCAGCUGGGAAACUUAAACGAAGAAUUUGUGCCUCUGAAUACUUAUGUAAUGGUUUCUUUUGCAUCCAUUUUUUGUGUAUCAGAGGUUUUGCUACCUUUGCAAGAUUAGGUCCCCAGACCACAAUCACAUUCAUUGUCUGCGAGAAGCUACGGGAACUUGCUGGAAUGAAGGCCAUCUAAUUGUGGUGGAUAUUCCAAGUUAAUGGACUGCCAUUUUCCGAAUGCGAGCUCGUUGAUAUGUUCCAACAAGCAAUGCCGCCAUUCCUUCUGUGAUUGCAUUCAGAGGCUACACCAGAUCUAUCACAGAUGCAUGGCGUUAAUCGUACUUGAAUAGUGGUCUUUCCUUUACCAAUUUGGUUUGUAAUUUAUAUUGCAUUAUCUGAUUUGAUCAUUCAACUUGAGUUGUUAAUUGUACAUGGCAUUCAUCAUUCCGAGGAAAUAAAAAAUGAAUUCAGCUGUUAUGACGUC
Molecule: messenger RNA, 2148 nt
Organism: Phoenix dactylifera (date palm)
Lineage: Eukaryota; Viridiplantae; Streptophyta; Magnoliopsida; Arecales; Arecaceae
Product: Mitochondrial substrate carrier family protein
Biological process (GO): transmembrane transport
Source: RefSeq, a predicted model, not a curated record